Ilex paraguariensis (yerba mate) is the source of this 432-nucleotide messenger RNA. The record is from the annotation of a GenBank genome assembly. Lineage: Eukaryota; Viridiplantae; Streptophyta; Magnoliopsida; Aquifoliales; Aquifoliaceae.
AUGCAGGGAAUCAAUGGUUCAUCUGGGCUAGCACUCAGUGUGGACAACACAUUCAUCGCCUUUUCAGAGUUUUUCAAUGAUAGGAUUCUAAAGUUCCAUCUCAUAGGUCUGGAUGCGAAUACAACCGAGGUUCUCUUAAACUUCACUGAAAACCCGACUAAAAUCAAGAGGACAAUAUUGGGAGAUUUCUGGGUGGCGGAAGACAUUGGAGAUGAAGAGAAUGAACCAGUUACUAAACCACAAGGGAUAAGGUUCAAUGCGUUCGGUGGAGUGCUCGAAACAAAGGAUUUUUCUGCCCAAUAUGACCAUGCUAGUCUCCACACUAUUAUAGAGCAUAAUGGAGCAUUAUAUACAGGGUCUCGGUCUACCACAAUUGAUUUCAUUGGUAUAUAUACACAACAACCGACGAACUAUCAUGUGGCAUCAAAAUAA